Messenger RNA from Temnothorax curvispinosus, 447 nucleotides. RefSeq lists its product as uncharacterized. The transcript has 2 exons. The record is from RefSeq and is a predicted model, not a curated record. NCBI's taxonomy places the organism in Eukaryota, Metazoa, Arthropoda, Insecta, Hymenoptera, Formicidae. The annotation marks the transcript as partial.
AUGCCUUUGAAAUUUGUCAGUAGUCAGAAGGGGAAGCGACAAUUAGUGCUUCAUGGUUUUAUUUAUGGUGUGCAUCGCGAAAAUACUGAUGUUGUUGUCUGGCGAUGCAUUAAGUAUAAGGAGAGUUGUCGCAGUCAAGUAUACACAUCUUCGAUGACACAGAGUGGAACAGUUCUGAAAAUGACCGAUCACAAUCAUAGUCCAAAUGCUGGAUUUGUUGAGUCGCGACUGGCUAUAGCAAAAAUUAAAAAACGAGCUAAAAAGUCCUCAGAGAGCACAGGUGCGAUUGUGUCCGCUGGAAUUUCAAACAUAACCGAAGCGGCUGCUGCUGAAUUACCGAGUGUUUCGUCCCUGCAUCGAACGGUACAACGGACGAGGACACGCGCAAAUCCUCAAUUACCGACCCCAAGCAAUGUAGAAGAUCUUGAAAUCCCGGAACAUUUUAAA